Diaporthe amygdali is the source of this 2190-nucleotide messenger RNA. RefSeq lists its product as uncharacterized. Lineage: Eukaryota; Fungi; Ascomycota; Sordariomycetes; Diaporthales; Diaporthaceae. Gene Ontology annotation, biological process: metal ion transport; transmembrane transport. The transcript has 7 exons. Gene Ontology annotation, molecular function: magnesium ion binding; magnesium ion transmembrane transporter activity; cobalt ion transmembrane transporter activity. Bases 1 to 2190 code for a protein of 729 amino acids. Gene Ontology annotation, cellular component: membrane. The record is from RefSeq and is a predicted model, not a curated record.
AUGUCGCAACAGCCAGGGCCUCAGCCCGGUACCACCGCGCGAGACUUCGCAGUUCCGUUGGCGCCCAUAAACACGUCAAUAUCAGAGCCAUCCGAUGCCUCAGCACCUGCGCCAGUUCCAGAGACGCCCGCCCGAACAGCACAACGAGUGCACUACGAAAUGGAGGCUGACUCCAAUGCUGGUCUCAUCCGUCCCCCGACUAAUUCACCUCGUACCGUCACGAAAUCCGACACAGAGUUGCAUCGACACCGAGCCAUGACCAGCAUAGGCUCUCCCAUCCGUCGACGAGUCACGCGCGCAAAUACCUUCAAGAGCAUCGACGAUUUCAGCGAAUUCGAGCAUGAAAAAGGCUGGCACCCAGGUGCCGAGCCGGGUUUGGAUCCGUUCAAGACAGAUGGAGGACGCGCAUCGCUGCCAAAGCUCUCGGCUGCCUGUGAAAUAAACGUUAUCGACUUUUCGCAUGACAAUAUCCAUGUAACCAGGCUCGAUAAUGACAGCCUCGGGCCUUUCUUGAAGGAGCCUCAGCCGAGCUGGGCGAAAUGCCGAUGGAUCAAUAUAAAUGGCCUCAGCUGGGAUGUGGUCUCGACUUUGGGCCAGUACAAACAGCUGCACAAAUUGUCUAUCGAGGAUUUGUUGAACACGAGAAACAGGACGAAGACAGAUUGGUACGCGAACCACGCCUUCAUCGUCUUCACAAUGAUCAAACUUGUGCGCGUGUCAGACGAGAGUUCAAGCAGCGACUCAGAUUCGGACUCGGACGUUACUAGUCGACACAGUGGGAAAAGUCGCAGAGGCAAGAAGGGCUCCGGCUUUGCGAAAGGCAUCUCGUCAGCGGUCCGAAGCAUGGUUGGGAGAACCAGACAGCCGAAACGGCCAACAUCCGAGAAACUCGAAAAUGGUGCCGAGAGCUCUCGAUUCCAACUCCAGUCAUGGGACACCGAUCUCUCUACCGCGUCAGGAGCAACACUCGAGCGAACGGUUCAACGGUACAACUCUGGUCCCAACGAGGCGAGAGUCGAAUUCAUGGAGAAACAUGCUGCCUUGGCAUCCCUUGAUCUCGCCGUGAUCGCGGAACAGGUGUCGAUGUUCAUCACGAAUGACAACACGGUCAUCUCAUUCUUCGAACUCUCUGCAGACAUUAUUGAAAAGCCCAUUCUCACGCGGCUAUAUACACGAGACACGGUCCUCAGGCAAUCAUGCGACGCAUCUAUGGUCGGGCAAGCCAUCGUAGACGCAGUAAUUGAUCUCGCCAUCCCCGUGGCUACCACCUAUGGCGAUGUCAUCGGAGACCUCGAGCUUGAUAUUCUGACGCGGCCCAAUAUCACCCAUACCAAGAAGCUUUAUAUUAUUAUAUGUGAGCUCAAUAAGAUUCUCAGCUUCAUCAACCCGGUUGUCAAUCUGAUCAACGCACUCCGCGACCAUAAAACGGAAAUGAGCCAAGAAUCUGCUACAAUUCACCUCCAGGACAGCUCAAAGGGCGUUAUUAUCACCCCGAUGACAUAUACGUAUCUUGGAGAUGUCCUGGAUCAUUGUGUGCUGAUUCAAGAGUCAUUGAACGCCAUCAAGGCUCAGGCGGACGGGCUUAUCAACUUGAUCUUCAAUACGAUUGCUGCAAAUCAGAAUGAAUCGAUGAAACAGCUCACGCUCGCUACAAUCUUUUUCCUCCCACUGACCUUCCUUACUGGAUAUUUCGGGCAAAAUUUCCAACCCUUCGGUGACCUGGACCGUGGUAUCACGUUCUUUGAGGCGCUCUAUUCUGCGAUCCAGGAAGAACAGGCGAACUCGAAGCAAGAAGCGCCGCUAGCAAAGCCGCACAGCACGGCCGCUUCGGUAUCCCGCGUUUCGGCAUCGGCUUGUCACGUUGAGCUCCUUGUUCCUGCCGACUUGUCCCAUCUCGUGUCCCUGUUUUCGGCAGGCUACAGUCACUCAGCAGGGUUGCAGAUAGGUCGGGCUGCUGUGCUGCGUGUGAUCGGUGGCACCAACCACCCUCCUCCCGCUCCAGAUGUCACGGUAUUUAUUAGUCACUUCCCCGGUCUUUCUAUCCGUGGAACGGGUCGGUGGUCGUUGGUUCUGAUUGAGGGGUCCUCGCUCUCGGCUUGGAUACCCAAUAGAGAGACAGGUGCAAAUUGUGCGCUUCACUUGAGGGGCACAGGCGAGUCUGAAGCUUUCCCAGUGCUUGUACUCGGGUGA